GCUAUUUUUGUAUUUAUCUUUAUUUUAAAUUAUAUUGUGAAUUAUAUCAUAUGAUAAUGAGCUAGCGGUGCGUUAUCUGCGUCGCCGGUGCGGGUAAAUUUUAACACGGCCGCCCGUUUUUAUAUUGACGUUUCGAAACCUCCAUCGCGUUACGUUAAAAAUAUUAUUGUAAUUUCCGUGUGUGAUUUAAUAUUUUUUCUUCUUCUCGUGUCAACCACCGUCCGGGAAUGUUAAUGAAUUAUGUUGUUUUUACAAUUUUUUAGUGUGUGUGCUAAUCGUGAUUCAUUAUUGUUAUUUUUACGUGUGCUAAUCGUCGUAAUUGUUACUUGAUUAAACAUAUUUUUUAUUGUAGGCGCUAAUCGCCAUAUUAUAUUAGAGUGUAUUUAUUUAUUAUUUGUAUAGGCGCGAAUCGCCGUUAGAUUUGUAUUUAUUUAUUUUAGAAUUUAGGUAGCGGCUGGCCAGUCUGCGCUCCACAAAUUGCUCAAAAAAACAAAAAAGGGCAGAGUUCGUUGCUGUCCUUCUUUAGCACAGACCCACCAAAUAAAAAGAAACGGUUUGAAGAUAAAGCGCUAGAAGGUGUUUUGGAACAUGAACUAGAACUAAAUGUAGAAGAUGUAUCAGGCUCGUCAUCCGCUCAGUCAACCGCUACUACUAAGCACAUUGCUCCUAUAUAUGAAAUUCAGAGGCCCGGCUGUUCUUCUAGUUCAAAUGGUCAGUUAGAAAUUGGUCUAAUUAAUAAACGUGAUCCUGCCUAUGGUCCAAGUAUGGCUAUAGUGUGUUUUGGGGAAGGCUCAUUUCAACCAUGAGAUUUUAAUUUCUCUAAAACGGAUGGUAGGAAAUUUAGACCGGAGUGUUUUAAAAUUUUUUCUUGGCUGGAAUAUAGUCUUCUAACCGAUAAAGCCUUCUGUUUUGUGUGUUGUUCGUUUUACAACUCAGAAGAUAAAAAUAAUGCAGAAGAUGUAUUUACACUCAUUGGAUUUUCCAAAUGGAACAAAGCUGUAAAAGUAUUUGAGAAACAUAAGAAGAGUAACUCACACCAAAGUAAUAACAUAAAACUCAAUUGUCUAAAAGAAGCGAACAAAAGUGGCACUGUUAUUGAAAAAGUAAAUCAAAAGUAUUCAGAAGAAGUACAAGAAAAUAGAUUGUACUUGGAAGCUUUGUGUGAAUCGUUGAUAUUUUGUGGCAGACAAUCUAUUGGUCUAAGAGGUCAUGAUGAAUCUACGGAUUCAAAAAACAGAGGAAACUUUUUGGAGUUGAUGAAACUUCGUUCCAAAGAUAACAAUUUAAUAAAAAAAAAUUCUUCAUGGAGUAUCGUAAACAUUUUCAGUAUAAGCUACUGUCCAUUAUUGGGGAACAAAUUAAGUGUCAAAUUGCUAAAGAAGUUAAGGAGCCAAGGUUUUUGCAAUUAUAGCUGAUGAAACUCAAGAUAUAGCAAAGCACGAACAAUUAGCUAUUGUCGUGAGGUAUGUUAAUGAAAAGUUAGAAGUUCAUGAGUCAUUUGUGGGGUUUUACCGUGCUAAAAGAACUGAUGGUAAAACACUGGCAAAUGAACUUAAAAAUAUUUUGAUUUCAAUGGAUUUGAACAUUAAAAAUCUGCGUGCUCAGUGCUAUGAUGGGGCAUCGAACAUGAGAGGCCCAUACAAAGGAGUGGCAGCUAUAAUUAUGCAAGAAGCCCCAAUGGCUAUGUACAUUCACUGCAAUGCACAUAUAUUGAACUUGUGCAUUGUUAGCUGUUGCACGCGCGUGUCUUCAAUUAGAAAUACGUUCUUUGUACUUCAAAGUCUUGAGAACUUCAUUGAAAAAUCAACUAAACGACAUGCCAUUAUUGAAAACAUUAAAAAAAGUUUCCAGAGCUUUAGUGGUGGAACAUCAAUUUUUGAGUGAUACCAGAUGGGCUUGCCGUGUCGAAUCAGUGCGUUCUUUAUUAGAUAAUUUUGAUAACACUGACAACUCUACGAGAAAUUUCUGAUACGGACCCUGACAGUGGUGGACAAGCCUAUACUUUGUUGAAAAAUCUGGAGGACUUCAACUUUGUAUUUGAUCUGCUAUUACUGAAGAGAGUUCUAGCACAAUGUGACAUACUAUCAAAAACUCUUCAGUCAAGCAGUGUUACCUACGAAAUUGUGAAAUCUGUAAAAAACAGCACUCUUGAAGUAUUGAAAUCCUUCAGAACAGAUGAGUUUUUUUCAAAGUUGUUCAAUCACUCUACAGAAAUCGCUGACAAGUGUGGAUUUAGAGCUGCCCAACUGCCAAGACAGGGAAAAAUCCCCUCGAAAAUUGGGAGGGAGUAAAGCUCCAUUUGAAUCUGUAGAGCAUUACUACAAAGUUUCAACUGUCUGGCCAUUUAUUGAUAUCCUAAAUGAGGAGAUAGAGGCCAGGCUUCAAGAAAAAAACCUGUAUGUACUUAAAAAUCUAAGCAAAGUUCUAGGUGGAACUGAUGAAGAUACAGCCAGUGUUAAGUAUGUGUGUAAAUAUUACAAUUUAGACAAUGAACAUCUUUUGUCUGAAUUGAGAUGUUUCUAUAAAAUGAAAGAAUCAAGAAACAAAACUAUUCAAGAAAGAUCUGACGUUUUUGUACAAAAAUCUUUGAAAAGUGUGUUCCCUAUGCUUUUUGAACUUUUUCGUCUGUUUUUUACGAUUCCAAUGAACUCAGCAUCUUGUGAGAGGUCUUUUUUGUGCUUGCGACGGUUAAAAACAUACACCAGAAACAAGAUUGGCCAGGAGAGGUUGUCCUCGUUAGCACUUUUGGCUAUAGAAAGAAGUAUUGGAGUAAACAUUUCCAAAGUGAUUGACGACUUUAAUUUAAGCCAGAAGAGAAGACUUAGUUUUGUGUAAAAAUAAUUUAAGUAUGCUAUAAAUUAAAAUAUUUUUUUUUUUUUUUGUAUCAUG
This is a messenger RNA of Sipha flava (yellow sugarcane aphid), 2889 nucleotides long. RefSeq names its product zinc finger MYM-type protein 1-like. The coding region runs from base 2176 to 2835 and encodes 219 amino acids. The record is from RefSeq and is a predicted model, not a curated record. NCBI's taxonomy places the organism in Eukaryota, Metazoa, Arthropoda, Insecta, Hemiptera, Aphididae. Gene Ontology annotation, molecular function: protein dimerization activity. The transcript has 2 exons.